Messenger RNA from Phytomonas sp. Hart1, 2394 nucleotides. NCBI's taxonomy places the organism in Eukaryota, Euglenozoa, Kinetoplastea, Trypanosomatida, Trypanosomatidae. The record is from the annotation of a GenBank genome assembly.
AUGAGUACCCUAGAGACCGACAAUUCGGUCAAGGUAAAAAAGGUCGAGCUCCUACCUCCUAGAACUACAAACGCCAACAAUGAGGUUUACUAUGACAAUAACGAAUUCGCAGAUGAGAUUUAUUCGAUAGCCGAGCCACUUCAGGAAGCGCCGAACAUUCUCAACACCUCCGCGCCAUUGUCCAUGUUGUCUAACAGGGCCUCCAUGCAGCGUUAUCUCCAGAUCGUUCCCCACCUCUUUACGCUUUCUGAGAAGCACCUAUCUGAGCUUGAUGUGAUGGUGCGGGAGUAUGGCGAACUCGAAAUCAUUAUCGAAGAAGGACAACUACUGCAACACAUUUACGUGCUCGCCUCCGGCACCGUUGAAGUGAUGAACACCAAAAAGGGAAUCAAACGCGCUUUUGGGCAUCGUCGCGUUGGCAGCAUUACCGCUCCCAAUGUUUUUGGGAUCGACAAUGCUAUCCUCGAAAGCCCUGCGGAAUUUACUUACCACGUCAGCCUCAAGAGCACGUUGUUGUUAAUUCCCAAGGAAAAAUUCAUUGCGCUCUUUUCGCAGUCCCCCGUAUUUGCCAGCAGUGUUUCCAGUAGCAUCGUUCAAACCUUACCCGCUUUCACGAUUUUCAAGGACUUUUCGCGAUCGAUUUUUGGCUUGUCCUCCGCCUCUUUCCGAAAAAGCGAGACACACCAAGGGGAUGGAUACGUUCUUCCGCUGAAAACACUCGUGGGCCUUUAUAAACAAAGCGAGACGGUGCAGCACCGACGGAUUUACUCCAAGGAGAUCGAUGGCGAGGCCCUGUGCUAUUGUCUUCGCCGUCUCCCGAUGAACAUCACAAGCACGUACAUCAUCGUCCUCGCCUCGCUGCUGCCGAACUUUCUCUCCUACGAGUUUAUAGCGGACGUCACGGAGAAUAUGCGGACCGGGGUGGUGCCCAAUACCCUCACGGUCGAUACCGGUAGGCGCCGGCGCUGCGCCUGGACAUUCGCUGGUGGGGGACAAACACUCAUUAUGAUGCGCGACGGCUUUACCGAUCCCAUCGAUUUUGUAUCCACGCUGUGCAUGCUUAUUGUGGAGUCGCGAAAGAUCUGUAUGCGUCUGGAGCAGCUGGUCGCCCCUUCCGCGAUUGAGAUUCUGCGCGAGGAGUUGUCCCUGCAGAUGGCUGGAGGGGACUCGCUCCACGCUCUUGAACGGCUUCCUUUUUCCCCACGCGAGCGAGACGCGCUGAAACGUGCUUGGGGCUCUAACGUAGUGCUUGCCCUCUAUAAUGUUCUUCAGCACCGUGAGGAGUACGUGGUUUGCAUUGGACCAAACGUUUGCAGGCAAUUUUUACACGAUCCGUACACCACCUGGGGCCUCUCCAUUGUUUUGCAAAUUAAGAAAGCCUUGGGGCUGCCCGGAGACGCUAAUUUACCAACAGACAUUGUGGUGGAUAUCUUAUUCUCAUCUAAUCGGGUGCUCAAGAACUGCUUCUGUGCGAUGGGCCCUGAGCUGAAGAAAUUAGUGGCAAGUAAAAGUGCCACUGAUGGAGUAGAAGCCACGACCUCGCGUCCUAUCUCGUUUGGGGCGUGGAGAAACCCGACGGAUCGAUACUACUAUACCCUCACUACUCUUCUUGAAAAGGACGUGGCGCUGCGACGAUGCUAUCGUGCGAGCCUGGAGUCGAACGGCUUCACGAUAAUGGAAGACGUCGAUUCCUCCGCGCUCAUUGUAGAUUUGAUUGAUGUCCGAAAGAUCAACCUCGAGUAUGUGGACCCGGCUCUUAUUCCAUACGCAGAAACGGCAAUGAAGGAGGCAAAUUCGUCCAAACCCCACUUUAUCAUCAAUGUGGACAAGACUUUCGGUGCCCAAGUUGAGACCAUCUUGCGAUCGCUCUUGCUGAGUUUUGGCACUCGUAUCCGCAGCGUCAACCUCUUCGGCAAAGCAGCGGGGCUGCAAGGGAACCACGGUGACGUCGUAUUGCCCUCACAGCUUCUCUUUUCGAAGCGUUCCUUUGGUGAGGACUCUUGCGAUGAGAUUCGAAAUUGCAACCAAGCCAGCCUGGAAGUGGAGGACAUUGAGGCAUUUUUUGGCAAGUCCUCGCCCACGGUGAUUCAUCGUGGGGUCUGCGUAACUCUUCCAGGGUUCAUCUUACAAAACCUCCCGGCCAUCACGUUUUAUCGCGUGGUCCACGGCGCCACCACGUUCGAGAUGCAAAGUAGCUAUGUCGCACGCCAACUGGAAGAAUGCCACCGCACCGGUGUCCUGCCACAUGGUGUUACGAGUCGCUACCUUUUCUACAUGGACGACAUGCUUCUUGCAAAGAAGAAUUCUUCCUAUGUUAAGGCCCAACGAAGUGAAUUAUUAACCACUUUGUAUGCAUCCACGCGGGCUCUUUUAUCUCGCAUAUUGAUUUCAUAA